This is a messenger RNA of Miscanthus lutarioriparius, 576 nucleotides long. The record is from the annotation of a GenBank genome assembly. Lineage: Eukaryota; Viridiplantae; Streptophyta; Magnoliopsida; Poales; Poaceae.
AUGGCGGACGUGACGUUCAAGAGCAUCGGCGACGUGCUGAAGCUGCUGCCGACGGCGACGGUGAUCGUGUACGAGGUGCUGAACCCGAUCGUGACCAACACGGGCGACUGCGGCGCCGUCGGGUACAAGAUCGCCACGGGGGUGCUCCUGGCCGUCUCCGCCUUCUUCUGCGGCUUCUCCACCUUCACGGACAGCUACGUGGGCGCCGACGACGGCAAGGUCAAGUACGGCCUCGUCACGCCCCGGGGUCUCCUCCCCUUCACCGACGGCGGCGCCGCAACCAGCGGGAGGGACUUCUCCAAGUACCGGCUGCGGUUCGGGGACUUCGUGCACGCGGCGUUCGCCGUCGCCGUGUUCGCGGCGGUGUCGCUGCUGGCCGACGCCAACACGGUGGCGUGCUUCUACCCGUCGCUCAGGGACAAGCAGAAGGAGGUGGUCGUGGCGCUCCCCGUCGUCGUCGGCGCCGUCGCCAGCGUCGUCUUCGUCGUGUUCCCCUCCACGCGCCACGGGAUCGGGUACCCGCCGUCCAAGCCCGGGACGAGCGCGCUAGCGCCGCAGUACGUAGGGCGCCGAUGA